AUGUCCCCGGGCUUCGUCCCGCAGAAUAUCAACAACCUGUCGCUCGAAUGGAAUGGCGAAGACCGAAGGCCGUCCGUGGCCAGUACAACGACAAUGUCUUCGACCGGCUCGUCCAAACGCAGCAUCACUGGCAAAUUCCACAAGAAGUUGCAAGGCUUCUUUGGAGAUGAUUUCGACCCCAAUGCGCCGCCGCCCAAGGACCAACCCGAUCAGCUAGACAAAAGAGGUCGCAACCCAUCCAACGCGACUCAAGUUACACAGACGACUCGUCCUGGCAGUCCAUCGGCAUCGCGCCCACGAACACCUAACACCAGCAGUGAAGUAACGCCGUGGGAUUUCGAGCCAGCUCCGGCAAACGUAGGUUUUCAGCAGACGCGGAAAGACAAGGGUUCCGUCUCAGGUAGGCACCAUCGCCUCCAUCUUCCCGGACACCGACACAAGACCAGCCUUGAGGACAUUGACGACGGCGCUUCCGUUAUGAGUGGUCGUGCUGGCACUAUCCGCAAGGAUUCGACUCUCCCUGCAAGCCUUAAUGGAGCACGAGCGCGCGCCACAAGUCCCUCGCCCAGCAUGAAGAGUAUGAUGAGUGCUCAACAAAGCCAGUCAAGCGACGCACAAGGCCAACGCUCCCCCGGAACAUCGCACAGCGCCAAACGCUCCUUGUUCGAUCGACCAAUGGCGUUAGCUUUGGCGAAGAAAGAGCAUACGAGAAUUCCUUUCAAACCAAGGCGCGCCGAACCAAGCGCCGAGUUCAACAAGAAGGACCCAAACGCCCCAAGACCUGAGGCCGUUCGCAAUGCGUCAGCUUUGUGGCACCUCGACACCGAUAUGAGCCAGAUGGAAGGCAUUGUCAACCGCAGUCAACCCAUGACACCACCCGUUACUAGCGAAAUAUUUACUGGCUUCCCAGGAAUCGAACCUCCUAAACCCGCCGAGGAAGAAGCUGGAACGUGGGAAGUACCCGACAGUUGGGCGGUCAAAAGAGUGCCCGACCAGAAUGUCGCAGCUCUCCGUGAAGUCGACGAUGAAGGUCAAGUUCCUAGAGAUGAGGAUCCAGGCUCCAUGUACUUCAUGCGCAUAUUCAGAGCGGACAGCACCUUCGCCGUCAUCUCAGCUGGCCUAAACACGACUGCUAGCGAACUCAUCCAGAUGAUGGCUAAGAAGACAUUCCUCCAGGACGAGCUCGACACAUACCAGAUCGUAAUGCGAAAGACUGGCUCGAGUCGUAUACUUGCCGCUGGAGAACGACCACUGGCGAUACAGAAGCACAUGUUGGAAAUGGCUGGCUACAACGACAAAGACAGACCAGAAGAUCUAGGCCGUGAGGACCAUGGAUAUCUGGUGCGUUUCACGUUCUUGCCUGGAAAGUUGAGCGGAUACUCCAGCUUGGAGCGCGAUCCUGGUUUCAAGGGCCAGCAGAAGUUUAACCAUAUCGAUCUUUCAGGUCGCGAUCUGGUCACCAUUCCUAUCACCCUGUACCAAAAAGCCACAGAGAUCAUCACUCUGAACUUAUCCAGAAAUUUGUCUCUUGAUAUUCCCAAGGACUUCAUCCAGAGCUGCAGCAACCUUCGAGAGAUUAAAUAUACCAGCAACGAAGCUUGGAAGUUGCCUGCAAGUAUCUGCCUGGCUUCAAGGCUGACUAUGCUUGAUGUAUCGAACAACAGGCUUGAGCAGAUGCAACAUGCAGACCUACACAAGUUACACAACCUCGUUAGUCUCAAGCUAUCCAAUAACAAGCUUACGAGUCUGCCUGCCUAUUUCGGCUGCUAUCAAGCUCUCCGCAGUUUGAAUCUGGCGUCGAACAAUCUCGAUGUCUUCCCCGACUUUCUCUGCGAGCUCAGGACUGUUGUUGAUCUGGACAUCAGUUUCAAUGGCAUCUCAGCACUGCCAAAGGUCGGAAAGCUUAUCAAUCUGGAACGCCUGUUCGCCACGAACAACAAGUUAUCUGGCGCAUUCCCUGAGACCUUCAAACAACUCGUCAAGCUUACGCAGAUUGAUAUUCGCUUCAACGCGCUGGACAAUAUCGACGUCAUGGCCGAAUUACCUCUGUUAGAGCAUCUCUUGGUUGGACACAACUCGAUCGCUGCGUACGAAGCUUCCUUCCACCGUAUCAAGGUUCUUUCUCUCGAUCACAAUCCUGUCACCCGUUUCGGGCUCACUACCCCUGUUCCUACUCUGUCGGUGCUGAACCUCGCUUCUGCCAAGUUGACGCAACUCCCCGAUGACCUGUUCGCAAAGAUCUCGAACAUCACAAAACUGGUCCUCGACAAAAAUCAUUUCACAGCACUGUCACCCCUGAUUGGCAAACUGACCAGACUGGAACAUCUCAGUGUGGCCAAAAACAUGUUGAACAACCUGCCCUCGGAUAUUGGUAGACUUCAAGAUCUGAAAUACCUUGACAUUCGGGAAAAUAACCUCAGCAGACUGCCACAAGAGAUCUGGUACGCUCGUAGGCUGGAGUCGCUCAACAUCGCAUCGAACGUCCUGAACGAGUUUCCCAAGCCGGGUGCACCUCCGCCAACUCUGAUAUCUGAGGUACCUACACCCACAACAACGACUGGUGGGCCACAAACUCCCGACUUCGACGAACUCGGUAAGCUCGAGGCGUUCCAAAUGAGAAGGCCCAGUCAAGUUGGUCAUGGCAUGAUGCCUGGUGGAUCACCAGCUGGCCGCAAAGGUUCAGUCGCCUCGACUUAUGGUGUUCAAUCAUCAAGACACCCGUCUUUGGCUCCAAGAGGAUCAACUGAAUCUGGACUCAGCAGUGGUGCCGCUACGCCUGGACCUCGCAAAGAUUCGACCAUGUCGAACAGACUUGCCUCCACAUUUGCUUCGACGUUGCGUCACCUCAUUCUGGCCGACAACCGCCUCUCGGACGAUGUGUUUGAUGAGAUCGUCCUCCUUCCGGAGCUUAGAGUGCUCAACCUUUCUUACAAUGAGCUGUAUGAUAUACCGCCAAGGACAAUCAGGAGAUGGCCACACUUGACUGAGCUCUACCUUUCUGGCAAUGACUUGUCUGCACUACCGGCAGAAGACUUCGAGGAGGGGUCUGGCUUACGAGUGCUGCACUUGAAUAGCAACAGAUUCAACGUCCUGCCUGCAGAACUUGGCAAGAUCCAAAAGCUUCAGACUUUGGAUGUUGGCAGUAACGCACUGAAAUACAACGUCUCCAACUGGCCGUACGAUUGGAAUUGGAACUGGAACCAUCAGUUGAGAUACCUCAAUAUGUCUGGUAACAAGCGUCUCGAGAUUAAGCCCAAUGUCAACGUGGUACCGGGCCGUGAGACACGAGACUUGACGGACUUCUCAACCUUGCAGCAUCUCAGGAUAUUGGGUCUCAUGGAUGUUACUCUGACGAUUCCUUCUGUACCUGAUCAAGGCCCUGACAGACGUGUGCGUACUGCUGGAUCCAUCAUCGGCACGCACAUCCCUUACGGUAUGGCCGACACGCUUGGACGUCACGAGCACUUGUCGACGUUAGAUAUGGUCAUCCCCAGCUUCGGGGGUCACGAAGAUCGACUACUGUUUGGCAUGUUCGACGGAGCCACCCUAACCACGGGAGGCAGCAAGGUGGCCAAAUUCCUUUACGAAAAGUUCAGACAUCACUUUGCGGAUGAGCUCGCAAAACUCCAGGAAGACAGUGACGAUUCUCCCCUAGACGCGCUGAGGAGAGCUUAUCUUUCGCUCAACAAGGACCUUGCCACAGCAGCAACCCAAGCAAUUGAAGCUCGUGCCCACCCAAGCGCUGCGAUACUUCACAGAGCAAGCGUAACCGGUUUGGAGCUAGGCGAAGACGACAUGACUUCGGGUGCUGUGGCUACGAUCAUGUACCUUCAAAAUAUGGAGUUGUAUGUGUCUAAUGUAGGAGAUGCUCAAGCUCUUCUCAUCGACUCGGAGGGCGGUCAUCGAGUCAUCACUCGCAAGCACGCACCUGCAGAAGCAGACGAGCGCAUCCGUAUCCGAGAGGCAGGAGGUUAUGUCUCACGUCAAGGAAAGCUCAACGAUGCUCUUGAAGUCUCGAGAGCGUUUGGCUUCGUCCCACACAUGCCAGGCGUCGUUGCUUGCCCUCACACAGCCCGCAUAUCGCUAAAAGAGUCCGAUGAGAUUAUCGUCAUUGCAUCUCGUGAGCUCUGGGACUACCUGACCAUGGACUUUGCAGUGGACGUCGCUCGCUCCGAACGUGGUGACCUAAUGCGCGCUGCACAGAAACUGCGUGAUUUGGCCAUUGCAUUUGGUGCUACGGGUAAGAUCAUGGUCAUGAUGCUUGGCGUGAGUGACUUGCGCAAGAGAGAACGCGCUCGCUUCAGAACCCACAGCAUGAGUAUGGGUCCUAGUGGCGCACCGGACGAACUCAUGACCAUCUCGAGGCGCAACAAGCGUGGCAGAGAUAAUGUCGGAGACUCCAAGCUCGCUCGUUUGGACCAAGAGAUUGAUCCUCCUCAGGGUGAGGUUACUUUGGUUUUUACCGAUAUCAAGAACAGUACUAUGCUUUGGGAGUCUUAUCCCAUUGCCAUGAGAAGUGCGAUAAAAUUGCACAACGAGCUCAUGAGAAGGCAUUUGCGCAUCAUCGGUGGUUACGAGGUCAAGACUGAAGGUGACGCUUUCAUGGUCGCUUUCCAAACAGUAACCAGCGCGCUGUUGUGGACAUUCACCAUCCAAAGUCAACUUCUGGAAGUUCCUUGGCCGCAAGAGAUCCUCAACAGCAUUCAUGGUCAAGAGGUGCUUGAUACCGAUGGCAACCGCAUCUUCCGUGGUCUGUCUGUCCGUAUGGGUAUCCACUUUGGUCGUCCUGUGUGCGAACAAGAUCCCGUCACCGGUCGCAUGGAUUACUUUGGACCCAUGGUCAACAGAUCUGCUCGUAUCCAGUCCGUCGCCGACGGUGGACAGAUCACCGUAUCAUCAGAUUUCAUCGCUGAAAUUCAACGUCUACUCGAAACGCACAUCGAGACUGACAGAAACGGCUCUACAGGCUCUGACGACGCGAUGGGAGAUGAGAUGAUUGGCAACGCCAUCCGCCGCGAGCUGCGAUCACUCAGCAGCCAAGGAUUUGAGGUCAAGGACCUCGGACAACGCAAUCUCAAAGGUCUCGAGAACCCCGAGUAUAUUUAUCUCAUGUACCCUCACUCGCUGGCAGCACGUCUGGUAGUGCAACAACAACAGCAAGCACAGGCGGAACUCGUCAAGGCACAAGCUGCCGCUGCACCCAGCAACAACAACGUUGGCAUAGAAUCACCGACCGGUACUGCUGCAACAAAGAGUGCAGACAGCCAACUCAGCAUCGACACCGACCACGUCUGGGAUCUUUGGAACGUAUCCCUGCGUCUGGAAAUGCUGUGCUCCAGUCUCGAAACCACUGGAUUGACUGCUCUCAAAGCACCUGAGACAGCACUGCUGGAACGCAUGAAGCAGCGCGGAGGCGAAAUCACCGAUCGCUUCGUGAUCAAUUUCGUCGAGCACCAGAUCAGUAGAAUCGAGACUUGCGUUACAACAUUGGCACUUAGACAUAUGGUUCAGCCAUUCAGACCUGGUAUUUUGGCUGCUUCCAAGCCCAUGCAUGAGAUUCUUGGAGAGGUUACUGCAGCCAUGCAAGAGCUGAAAAGACUUAAAGGCGAAGCAUAG
Molecule: messenger RNA, 5616 nt
Organism: Aureobasidium namibiae CBS 147.97
Lineage: Eukaryota; Fungi; Ascomycota; Dothideomycetes; Dothideales; Saccotheciaceae
Product: adenylate cyclase protein
Exons: 4
Coding region: 1-5616 (1871 amino acids)
Biological process (GO): cAMP biosynthetic process; intracellular signal transduction
Molecular function (GO): protein binding; magnesium ion binding; adenylate cyclase activity
Source: RefSeq, a predicted model, not a curated record